Molecule: messenger RNA, 2094 nt
Organism: Nylanderia fulva
Lineage: Eukaryota; Metazoa; Arthropoda; Insecta; Hymenoptera; Formicidae
Gene: Sqor
Product: Sulfide quinone oxidoreductase
Cellular component (GO): mitochondrion
Molecular function (GO): sulfide:quinone oxidoreductase activity; FAD binding
Source: RefSeq, a predicted model, not a curated record
UAAAAUUAAUUUGUGGUAUCCCAAGUAGCAAAAUGACGUCAUCUUUAUGAUCAACUCUUUUCUCAAGGUCGUGUAAUUUUUCCGAUACGUAAUAUAUCAUGUUACAUUCGUGAAGAAUCGCAAUGUAAACAUCGAGGGAGACUUUGAUUAAUUCUUUUUCUGAUUUGGAUGGAGGUUUAUUAUCACGAGUUCUGGACAUUGAGAGUUGUGGAGAGAUUUUUAACCUCUAGAACUACAAAACAAUUCACUUAAUUAUAAUUUUCUGUGUUUUGACCUUAUAUACUUCGAAGAAGAAAAGAAGAAGAGGAGAAAAGAAGAAUCAGUGUUAAAUGCAAAAAAAUUAGUAUCAAAAAAGUCGAAAAACAAUUAAUAAAUACAUUCAAACAUCUAAUAUGUAAAUAACAGAUACAGAUGUUUUAUAGGUUUGUUAUGCUUGUAAAUAUUUUACACACAGAAGAAUAUUUUACACAUAUUUAACUUCUAUGAUACACAAUGUUUCAUCCACUGUUGUCAUGGAAUCUUACAUUAUUAUCUAGAAGAGUAUUGGGGAGACAUGAAUACAGGCAAAUCCAUCAUACCUGUAAAAUCUUGGUGGUUGGAGGCGGUACUGCUGGCUGCUCGAUGGCUGCGAAGCUGUCAAGAAAAUUUGAUGAACCUGGGCAAGUUAUUGUGUUGGAACCCAGCGAUGUUCAUUAUUAUCAACCCUUGUUUACCUUAGUCGGUGGUGGCAUCAGUUCUUUCAAAUCAUCUAGGAAGUAUAUGAAAGAUGUUCUGCCAAAGAAGGCAAAAUGGCUGAAAGCUUCUGCUGUUGAGUUCCAACCGGAUGUUAAUAAAGUAUUGACCCAUCAUGGAGAUACUAUAGAAUAUGACAUUAUGAUUGUUGCGCUGGGCUUGCAAUUAUACUGGGAUAAGAUUCCAGGUUUGGUAGAGAGUUUGCAUGAUCCCGAUGCACAGAUCUGCUCUAUUUAUGGGCCUGAUACUGUACCCCAAGUUUAUGAGAAAAUUAAAAAAAUUCAAUCAGGAACUGCAAUAUUCACGUUUCCGAAUACACCAGUCAAAUGCCCAGGUGCGCCACAAAAAAUUGCUUACAUUGCCGAGGAUUACUUUCGCAAGCGCAAUUUACGUAACAACAUUGACGUUGUAUAUAAUACGGCAUUGCCUGUUAUAUUUGGAGUGAAAAAAUAUGCCGAUUCCCUCUGGAAUGUUUGUAAGGAUAGAGAUAUCACUGUUAAUCUUCAAACGAACCUGGUGAAGAUAGACUCGAAUAAGAGACAGGCCACAUUUGAGAAAUUAAACUCGCCGGGAGAGACGUCGAUACAAGACUAUUCUUUUCUCCAUGUAACGCCUCCGAUGGGACCUCCUAUAGUUUUGAAACAACACCCAAUAUUGACUAAUGAAGCUGGAUUUCUUUGCGUUGACCCUAAAACGCUGCGACACAUCAAAUAUUCAAAUAUAUUUGGCUUAGGUGAUUGCACAAAUACUCCGAAUUCUAAAACAAUGGCUGCAAUAGCUGCACAGGGAAAGGUAUUGUAUCAGAAUAUCAUGGAUGAUUUAACUGGUAAACCAAUGACAAUGGUUUACAAUGGUUACGCAUCAUGUCCUUUGGUCACUGGUUAUGGUAAAUGCAUUCUGGCAGAGUUUGACUACAAUUUGCAGCCUAUGGAGACUUUUCCGGUGAAUCAAGGCAAAGAAUUUUAUUUUACAUUCUUGCUGAAGAAGUAUGCCUUCCCGUUUAUAUACUGGUACUUGAUGUUAAGGGGUUAUUGGAAUGGGCCAGAAUUAUUUCGCAAGUGUACGAAGCUCUUGAAGAGUGAUUAGUGCUCGAAGUAAAAAGAAAAUAUUUUCAGGAGAAAAUAAGCCCGGUGCCUUUCUUUUUAAUUAAAAGUUAAAGUAGUAUUGCUUUUCAUGAUUCUAACAUGUAUUAUCAUACAAGGUGAUUUAUUUUAAUCGCCCCAAGCAAAUAUUUCAAAAACUAUGAGAGAUUUUUUAUUGCAUAUUUUUGUAGUUUAUUUCGAGUUUUGCAAAACACUAUAUACUAAAGUACCUCUUAAGUACUUUUUGAGUUAUUAAGGUUUGACAUUAACAAUUUUUUGA